This is a messenger RNA of Marchantia polymorpha subsp. ruderalis, 935 nucleotides long. Lineage: Eukaryota; Viridiplantae; Streptophyta; Marchantiopsida; Marchantiales; Marchantiaceae. The record is from the annotation of a GenBank genome assembly.
ACAAAUGGAGACCUCAGUGUAUGGAUUGCCACAUCAAGAGGCCAUUUGUUUGAAGAGGAUCAGUUGCCGAAUCCGCCCAGAGCCUAGCCUGUCCCUACCUUCAGACCACGUUUCACGAGACUGGAAGUAGGAGAACUCAGAGUGAGAGUUCCAUGUGCUACUGCAAUUCAGAUAUUUACGAGAUGAAGACUCCGGGAAGUACUAGCUGACCGGACAAAGUAUUUCCAAUUUCUGUAGAACCGAACACUUACUGUUCGAGAAGUAUAUGGUGGUGCUUCUCCGACUUCCGAGCUUUGAAUCCAAAGGAUGGACUAUUCAGUGCUUUAUGUGAUUUCGAGAGCUUCAGAUGCGGUAGCUGUUGGAUAUGUUGAGGGGCAUUGGGGAGAUCGCUUUCAACUGACAUCGACACAGAGAUCUUCCCGAUUUUUGUAGAGUCGUGUUAACAAGCAGUCACGUUACACAUAUAGUUAUUGUUACUGAAAAUAAUACUUUAAUUACUGAAAAUAAUACUUGAAUUACAUGCACACAGAGGUCGCCAAGGGACGGCGUGCUGCGAGAUAACCCUCGCCGGCUCGUUAACCUAAAGCGCCUCUUGCUUUGCUUCGGUAGCUUGAUUCUAUUACUAUAGCUUCAGCUCGCACUCUAGUGAUAUACUAGAUAGUAUGGUAAUAGAACCAAGCUAAUAGACCAUUUUCAUGUCCGAGAAGACAUUGGAAUCAUUAAAACUGAUGAGUCUUCAGACCGCGGUUCUCAACCUUCUACUGCUCGUACUUGGAGCCGCUACACUCAAGUUUUCAAGAAGAAGAGGAAGAAGCUUAACCCUCACUCAGGAUUCUUGUAAUAAUGAUUCCGUCUUUCUUCCUCUGUUAAAUCCAUGUCUCCGGAAGUUUAUGUAUUACUGCCGCGAAGCCAAAGAAGCAAGGCGUUCAUAAUGA